Messenger RNA from Antechinus flavipes (yellow-footed antechinus), 2759 nucleotides. It is a transcript of the gene RASGRP2, whose product is annotated as RAS guanyl releasing protein 2. Gene Ontology annotation, cellular component: plasma membrane. NCBI's taxonomy places the organism in Eukaryota, Metazoa, Chordata, Mammalia, Dasyuromorphia, Dasyuridae. Gene Ontology annotation, molecular function: calcium ion binding; guanyl-nucleotide exchange factor activity. The transcript has 17 exons. The record is from RefSeq and is a predicted model, not a curated record. The coding region runs from base 746 to 2575 and encodes 609 amino acids. Gene Ontology annotation, biological process: Ras protein signal transduction; positive regulation of GTPase activity.
CGGAAACCAUGUAACGGUUUCCCCAGCCCCCAAGCUCCCUUCUCGGCUGUGGGCUGCCCCCCACCCGCCCCCCUCCCCGGGACCCAGGCGUCCGGGGCUUCCUUAUCGAUGCCCUCUUCCCCUUCCUCAGGGGACCCAGGCUCCCGUCGGCGCCUCAUCCCGGCUCUAGGAUGGCGGGGGGAGGGGCCGGGCGCUCUGGUCCCCAGCUUCCCCCAUCAGCCGGCUCAGAGGCCCCAGUAUUUCCCAUUGGCGUCCCUUGGUGGCCCCCGCUCCCCCAUCGGCGAAUGGCCCCUUCCCUUGCCUCCGGGGGUCCCCACCCUCCCUCCCUGCAGGAAGCCAGAGUCAGGGCGCGGGGAGGGGAGCCCCGUGGGAACUGUUUGUUUCGAGAACAGGAACCGGGGCCGGUUCGGGGCGUGGUGCCCCCCCCCUCACCGCAGCCUCUUCCUGUCCCUCCCCCAGUUUCCUCCCGCUUAACCCCAGGCCAGGGGGAAUGGCGGGGGGCGGGGUGGGGGGGCUUCUUCAGCCUCAGCAAAGACCCCCAUCCCUUUCCCCGACCGGGGAGGGGGGCGAGCUCAGAGCCCGGCAGUCCCGACUGUCCGUCACCCCGCCCCCUCUUCGCCCCCCGUGGGGGUCCCGCGCCUUUCGGCAGGGCAUGGGUUAAUAUCCUGCAGCGCCCCGCGUGUGCCAGGCGGGGCUCUGAGCCGAGGGUUCCAGUCUCCUGGGGACGCAGCCCCGGGGGUGCGACAUGUCGGGGACGCUGGACCUCGAGAAGGGCUGCACGGUGGAGGAGCUGCUGCAGGGCUGCAUCGAGGCCUUCGACGACUCCGGGAAGGUGCGCGACCCGCAGCUGGUGCGGAUGUUCCUGAUGAUGCACCCGUGGUACAUCCCGUCCUCCCAGCUGGCUGCCAAGCUGCUGCACAUCUACCAGCAAUCCCGGAAGGACAACUCCAACUCGCUGCAGGUGAAGACCUGCCACCUGGUCCGGUACUGGAUCUCGGCCUUCCCCGCCGAGUUUGACUUGAACCCGGAGCUGGCGGAACAGAUCAAGGAGCUGAAGUCCCUGCUGGACCGCGAGGGGAACCGCCGGCACAGCAGCCUCAUUGACAUCGAGAGCGUUCCCACCUACAAGUGGAAGCGCCAGGUCACCCAGCGGAACCCCGUGAGCCAGAAGAAGCGCAAGAUGUCCCUGCUGUUCGACCACCUGGAGCCGCUGGAGCUGGCCGAGCAUCUCACCUACCUGGAGUAUCGCUCCUUCCGCAAGAUCCUGUUCCAGGACUACCACAGCUUCGUGACCCACGGGUGUACAGUGGACAACCCCGUCCUGGAGCGCUUCAUCUCCCUCUUCAACAGCGUCUCCCAGUGGGUGCAGCUCAUGGUGCUGAGCAAGCCCACGGCCCCGCAGCGGGCCCAGGUCAUCACCCACUUUGUCCACGUGGCCGAGAAGCUGCUCCAGCUGCAGAACUUCAACACUCUCAUGGCCGUGGUCGGGGGCCUGAGCCACAGCUCCAUCUCCCGGCUCAAGGAGACGCACAGCCACGUCAGCCCAGACACCGUCAAGCUCUGGGAAGGCCUGACGGAGCUGGUGACGGCCACGGGCAACUACAGCAACUACCGCCGGCGGCUGGCGGCCUGCGUGGGCUUCCGCUUCCCCAUCCUGGGCGUGCACCUCAAGGACCUGGUGGCCCUGCAGCUGGCCCUUCCCGACUGGCUGGAUGCGGCUCACACGCGCCUCAACGGGGCCAAGAUGCGGCAGCUCUUCGCCAUCCUGGAGGAGCUGGCCAUGGUGACCAGCCUGCGGCCGCCCAUCCAAGCCAACCCGGACCUGCUGAGCCUGCUCACGGUGUCUCUGGACCAGUACCAGACUGAAGACGAGCUGUACCAGCUCUCCCUGCAGAGGGAGCCACGCUCCAAGUCCUCGCCAACGAGCCCGGCGAGCAGUACCCCGGCCCCCCGGCCCCCCGUCCUGGAGGAGUGGACCGCGGCCGCCAAACCCAAACUGGACCAAGCCCUGGUGGUGGAGCACAUCGAGAAGAUGGUGGAGUCCGUGUUCCGGAACUUUGAUGUGGAUGGGGACGGUCACAUCUCCCAGGAGGAGUUCCAGAUCAUCCGGGGGAACUUCCCUUACCUCAUCGCCUUUGGGGACCUGGACCAAAACCAGGACGGCUGCAUCAGCCGGGAGGAGAUGGUCUCCUACUUCCUGCGCUCCAGUUCGGUGCUGGGGGGCCGGAUGGGCUUCGUGCACAAUUUCCAGGAGAGCAGCUCCCUGAGGCCCGUAGCCUGCAGGCACUGCAAGGCCCUGAUCCUGGGCAUCUACAAACAGGGACUGAAAUGCCGAGCCUGCGGAGUGAGCUGCCACAAACAGUGCAAGGAUCGGCUCGCGGUGGAGUGCCGGCGCCGGGCCCAGAGCGUGAGCAUGGAGGGGCCGCCCGCACCCUCCCCCCCUCACACUCACCUCCGAGCUUUUAGCUUUUCCUUGCCUCGCCCCGGAAGGCGAGGGUCCCGGCCACCAGCUCCGGAGAUCCAAGAAGAGGCCGUCCAAGCCGUGGAGGACGGAGUGUUCGACAUCCACUUGUAGCAGGUCUCCCCUGGCCCGGACCCGCCCCUGCUGCAGGAGGGACGCCCACCGGACCGGAGAUGUGGACCUGGGAGAGCGGGGGCUGAAAGGGGCGGGAGAAGGGGCUUGGGUUCUCCCAGGUUGUACAAAUUCUUGUGAAUAUUUGUAUUUCAGAUGGAAUAAAAAAGGCUGAUAAUAAAAAGGC